Messenger RNA from Cuscuta campestris, 719 nucleotides. Lineage: Eukaryota; Viridiplantae; Streptophyta; Magnoliopsida; Solanales; Convolvulaceae. The record is from the annotation of a GenBank genome assembly.
AUUGGGAGUUUGGGAGAAACUAGCACAAGGAAAGAGGCGAAAGAAACUUUGCUUCAGCUGAUAACAAAAGUCAUAAAACUCUUAAACCUGCUUCAAUCUUCUCUCUUCAUUUGCUUUCCUUUCAUUCUUUGGCAUCUUCUUCAGAACACUAAUUUGAUUUUGGAUCUGUUCGUGAUCUGAGGAAGAAACAAUGGCGUAUGUAGAUCACGCGUUCUCCAUAUCCGACGAUGACAUCAUGAUUGAAACCCCAUACACUGUAAGCAACCGACCUCCGGUGAAGGAAAUCGCCCUGGCCGUUUCUCUCCUCGUCUUCGGCGUCUUCGCCAUCAUCCUCGGUUCUUUCAUGGCCGCCAACAAGGUCGGCGGCGACCGAGCUCACGGGCUAUUUUUCGCUGUACUGGGAGGAAUUCUGUUCCUUCCUGGGUUCUACUACACUCGAAUCGCAUAUUAUGCGUACAAGGGGUACAAAGGUUUCUCCUUCUCCAACAUACCUCCUGUGUAGAUCACCAACAACAGCACCAGUAACCGUCUUUGUCAAAUUCACGUGUAUAUAAUAAGGCGAAUCCUUUGGAGAACAGUGUUAGAUCCUUGUAGCAAACAAAUGAACAAGUGAUUCUCAGUUGAAUUUCUGGAUCAUAUUAAUCAAUGACCUGUUAUAUUUAACUACCACCUCCCAUCUUGUUAUAUAUUGAAUACAAACCAAUGCAGACUGUAUUAUU